AUGUUUUUGCUAUGCAAGCGAAGAAAGCAACGAGCGCGCAAAGUGCGGCGACCGAGAAGCACGUGGAUGCGAAACAUGUGCAGAAAUCGCAAGUUCGGCCACUCAUCUUUGCUCAUUCCUUUGCUGCGCCGGUCGGACCCUGAAUACUACUUCGAUUACAUGAGGAUGUUUCCGGCGACGUUCGAGAAGUUGCUGUGUUUGGUUAGAAGUGGGAUCGAGCGACUGGACACCAACUGGAGAACGGCCAUCCCGGCGCGGACACGACUCGAAAUAACACUUAGGUUUCUUGCAAGUGGUGACACUCAGCGCUCGUUGUCAUUUUCAUAUAUGAUUGGAAGAUCGACUGUUUCUGAUAUUAUUUCAGAAACCACGCAAGUGAUUUGGGAAACCCUGAAAAAAAGAUACGUUAAGUGCCCUACGAAACCCGAGGAGUGGCGCGAUAUUGCUAGAGGUUUUGAGCAGCGGUGGAAUUUUCCUAAUUGCGUCGGCAGUAUCGAUGGCAAACAUGUCACAGUCGAAGCCCCAUGUAAUUCAGCAUCUGAGAACUUCAACUACAAAGGAAGCUUUAGCAAAAUUUUGAUGGCUGUGUGUGAUUCUGCAUACAAAUUCCUCUACGUGGAAGUUGGUCGCUCUGGUGGAGAAAGUGACGGGGGUGUCUUCGGAAGGAGCUAG
Molecule: messenger RNA, 672 nt
Organism: Dermacentor silvarum
Lineage: Eukaryota; Metazoa; Arthropoda; Arachnida; Ixodida; Ixodidae
Exons: 5
Coding region: 1-672 (223 amino acids)
Source: RefSeq, a predicted model, not a curated record